UAUUUUACAACUCCACGUCUAAAUUCCUGACAUUCAACGACCUCCUCAGAGCACUUGCCUGGACGGACUCUGAACGCUGCGAACCCAUCUUCGAAGAAGGUCCUGACACUUGAUCCAGAGCACCAGCUGACGCCCGCCGCCUCAUCUUCCAAAGUCUAGCCACAACACGCUAUGGCAAGAAAUUACCAUUCAACGCGGAAUACGCGUUCGCAAAGACUACAUUCGAUGAAGAUGGUGAUAAGAUGUACCAUGAUUUGCUUGAUGUGUUGUAUAAUGUCGCAAAGCCGGAGCAGAUUGGAAGGGGUGGGCCUCCGAGGGAUGGGUUUCAGGGGUUUGCUAAGGAGCUUCAGAUUCGGUUAAUUGGAGGGAAUGGGAAGCUAAAGCGUCUUCAUCAUCUAAGUAUUCCGCAGGAUGAGUUUCGGGAUCUUGUGAAACUGCGUUUGGUGACGCAUUUCGGGGGACGGCCUAACGAUCAGAUCCAGCAGGAUGGGGAUUUGGAUCGUGUUGCGGAUUGCAUCGUUAGAGCAUUUGCUCAGGAUCCUAAUCUGGGCAUUACCUGGGAGAUGUUCGACCAGGCUAGUAAGACAAUGCCGGAUUUCCUCGCUAGUUAUCACCGUCUUUUAUCAUGCCUUUACAAGCCCGACGAGAAGGAUAUCAAGCACCGGUUGCCCAAACCAGGCCACAUCGCCACGCUUCCCAUUUUCGCCCAAUUAGGGAUACUUCUCUGGGAGACAGUGAGCUUUGCGCACGUCCAGCUGCACAAAUCCUACAUCGUUCUCAAGAAUACAUCGUCAAUCAACACCGCUACUCUCGGAAAAUAAAUGACCGAGGUUCCCAGACGAGGACCCGGUGAUCAUCCUUUUAAUUUCCGGAAAGCUCGCCCGGACGAACGAAAAGGCGAUUUUCGGAUAUCAUCUCCCGUGGUCCAAAUCCGAGGAUUCUCCGUUCCUAUUCCAA
Molecule: messenger RNA, 957 nt
Organism: Aspergillus glaucus CBS 516.65
Lineage: Eukaryota; Fungi; Ascomycota; Eurotiomycetes; Eurotiales; Aspergillaceae
Exons: 2
Coding region: 243-821 (192 amino acids)
Source: RefSeq, a predicted model, not a curated record